Mytilus trossulus (common blue mussel) is the source of this 1642-nucleotide messenger RNA. RefSeq lists its product as uncharacterized. NCBI's taxonomy places the organism in Eukaryota, Metazoa, Mollusca, Bivalvia, Mytilida, Mytilidae. The transcript is spliced from 2 exons. The coding region runs from base 257 to 1642 and encodes 461 amino acids. The record is from RefSeq and is a predicted model, not a curated record.
GUGGACCGAAUACAUUUAUAAAGUGUAUAUAUGUGUUGUGAUCCGAAUAAAGUGUAACUAAUAAUGUAUUUAAGUAUAAUGGUUUUUUUUUUAACAUUUGAAGAGUUCAACGAUCUGCAGAUCAUGUUUACAUCACAAACGAAAGUACAUAAACAAAACCGGAAACAAUAAAGAUGGUGAUGGAGAUCAUCUGCCAUUCAUAACAUACCUUCAGAAGUUUCACCGAUUUAAGUUUGCUAUCAGAGAGGUCAAGAGCAUGGAUAAUUUAACCGAGGAGUUCACAACUAACCUUGACGUCAGAAGCACCGAAAGUCUCGAUAAACGAUUACUUUUUCUAAUGGACAAAGCAGCAAAGAAAGUCAAAGAAGUAGCGCCUAUCAUAGAUUAUGUUCAUCAGAAAGUUGCAGAUUACAGAAAGCAAAGACCUUACGAUACAGUUACAGUUGUCGGUAGUGUAGGUAACGAACUUUACGUACCUGAGGUCAUGCCGGACGGUUCUUAUUUGAUAGAGGUAGAUGUGUUGUAUAACAGGGAAAUGCCAAAUGCUAUCAUUCCCAUGUAUAUGCCUCCUGAUGAUGUUCUGUAUACCAGGGAAAAACCUAGUGUUGUCAUGCCUACUGAAAAGCCGCCUGUUAUAACCGUAAAGAUUGAUUUCAUGAAUGACGAAAACAAAAUAGUGACAUUGCCAAUUGGGGCAUGCUUAGUAGAGGUUACCGGUAAUAUUGAUGGAGUGGAAAAAGGUCAGAGGUGGAAAUUUUUCAAAGAACUUUGGAAUGGUAAAACUUACUUGAAAUCUUUAGGAUAUACAUGCUUAAUUCCACGACAGGAAGACCCGAGUAUUUUAGGCGAGAUUGAAAUUGAACCAUUGGAGAAGGCAAAGAUUUUGCAGUUGUAUAGGACAUGUAGAACUGAGAUGGAUACUAUACUGGUUGAUGGAAGAGAACUUAAAUUUAGAAUUUUGGUUGACAAAGUUUCUGCUCUAAAAGGUCCUUGGCCUAACAUGCUGUCAGAUUUCCAGAGCCGCGCGAGAAAAUGGCCAGAAACAAAGAUAGUAGAAAGUAUUGUCAAGGAUGGUUGCUUGUUGACACACAAGCCAUCACUGCAGGUUUAUCCUUUGCAGUGGAAAAUUACAUUUUCACUAGCAGAACAACAACUGACAAAAACGUUUUCAUUUCAUCAGAAAUAUUUGUUUAUAUUGCUUAAACAAGUGAAGAAGAAGUAUUUGGACAUGGGUUUAAUGGAAAAUGGAGUACCGAUUGUGGGUUUAACAUCAUACCACUUGAAGACAAUUUAUCUAUGGAUGUGUGAAGCCACGGAUCCUCAACAGUUUAUUCAGCAUCCAGGUAUAUGCUAUUUAGUUUUUCUGAAGAAUUUGAAGAAUUGCAUUGAAUUUUACGACUGUCCGCACUUUUUCAUUUCAACAUUAAAUGUCAUGGAGGGACUUCAACGAUAUAAAAGACCGCCUACGGAGGUAGAAAUUGAAGGAUGGACGCAUAAGCGGAAAAUGCUCCAAGAUAUUACACUCCGACAAAUUAGUAUUCUAAUGCAGAAGCCUGAAAAUUUCUUGACCGAUGAUAUCCUUGAUGAAAUAGAUGAAACUCAUCUACAUCUGUUACAAAGGACAAUCGGAGAUGAACAAUGA